AAAACUAAAAUUCUGCGUUUAGGUAUUGAGUUUAUACAAUGGCGAACUGCGAGAUAAUUGAACUGCACAGGAAUUCCCUCAAUUGGGCGAAAAUCGUGGAAGAAAUUGUGAGAAUAGAGAAAAAGGUGUUCCCAAAGCACGAAUCGCUCGCCAAAUCGUUCGAGGAAGAGGCGAAAAAGAGGAACGGCGGAUUGAUCUACUCCUUAAUCGGCGGUCAAGUUGCCGGAUACGUCAUGUAUUCCUGGCCAUCUUCUCUCUAUGCUUGCAUCACAAAACUUGCAGUUAAAGAAAACUGUAGGGGGAAGGGUCAUGGGGAAGCAUUGCUGAAAGCAGCUAUAGAGAAAUGUAAAACUAGAAAAAUCCACCGCAUAUCACUUCAUGUAGAUCCCUUGAGGACGGCUGCCAUGACUCUCUACAAGAAGCUCGGGUUUGAGGUGGAUAGUCUAGUAGAAAGCUACUACUCUUCGGGUAGGGAUGCCUACAGAAUGUAUUUGGAUUUUGAGAUGGAUUAGCUGGAGUGGUUUGUUCAAGUGUGAUCGGUCUUCAUUCUGGUGUAGUGCUCCCGCAGGAUUCACUGGAACUUGCAAGCUCGUCUGGCAAAUCCCAAGGAUUUUUUUUAAGAAUUAGUGCAUUUUUUAAGGGAAUUUGUGCCACUGAGAUAGCAAAGAAUAGAAUGUAACAUGGAAGAAAAAUAUAAAAGAAUUUGAUGUUCUUGACUUCUUGUGCAUCUAUAUUCCCUUUAUAA
Molecule: messenger RNA, 745 nt
Organism: Salvia hispanica
Lineage: Eukaryota; Viridiplantae; Streptophyta; Magnoliopsida; Lamiales; Lamiaceae
Product: Acyl-CoA N-acyltransferases (NAT) superfamily protein
Molecular function (GO): acyltransferase activity, transferring groups other than amino-acyl groups
Source: RefSeq, a predicted model, not a curated record